Molecule: messenger RNA, 261 nt
Organism: Prorocentrum cordatum
Lineage: Eukaryota; Dinophyceae; Prorocentrales; Prorocentraceae
Source: the annotation of a GenBank genome assembly
CCCGUUCCUCCACCGAGCCGGGCCGCGGGCAAGACAGCGCCCAGCGGCGCGCGUUCGGGUGCCAUGGCCCCCCGCACGCUGCUCCUCGGGCUGGCGGCCGCGCCGGUGGGGUUGGCCAAGUGGGGCACUUCGAUCAGGUGCCCCGGUUCCGCGUCCUUCAUCCACGCGUCCUGCAAGCUGGAGGCGACGGCCGCAGCAGGUUGCGAGGAUGUCGUGGACGAAAUCAAGUCCCGCGUCGACGGCCAGAACACCGUUUGGUGA